Molecule: messenger RNA, 1875 nt
Organism: Perca flavescens (yellow perch)
Lineage: Eukaryota; Metazoa; Chordata; Actinopteri; Perciformes; Percidae
Exons: 2
Coding region: 275-1663 (462 amino acids)
Source: RefSeq, a predicted model, not a curated record
ACCGUGGUCAGGUCUCACCGUGGUCAGAUCUCACCGUGGUCACGGUGGUCAGAUCUCACCGUGGUCACCGUGGUCAGAUCUCACCGUGGUCACCGUGGUCAGAUCUCACCGUGGUCAGAUCUCACCGUGGUCACCGUGGUCAGAUCUCACCGUGGUCACCGUGGUCAAAUCUCACCGCGGUAAGAUCUCACCGUGGUCACCGUGGUCAGAUCUCACCGUGGUCAGAUCUCACCGUGGUCACCAUGGUCAGAUCUCACCGUGGUCAGAUCUCACCAUGGUCAGAUCUCACCGUGGUCAGAUCUCACCAUGGUCAGAUCUCACCGUGGUCAGAUCCCACCGUGGUCACAGUGGUCAGAUCUCACCGUGGUCAGGUCACACCGUGGUCACAUCUCACCGUGGUCAGGUCUCACCGUGGUCACCGUGGUCAGGUCUCACCGUGGUCAGGUCACACCGUGGUCACCGUGGUCAGAUCUCACCGUGGUCAGGUCACACCGUGGUCACCGUGGUCAGAUAUCACCGUGGUCAGAUCUCACCGUGGUCACCGUGGUCAGAUCUCACCGUGGUCAGGUCUCACCGUGGUCACCGUGGUCAGAUCUCACCGUGGUCAGAUCUCACUGUGGUCACCGUGGUCAGAUCUCACCGUGGUCAGAUCUCACUGUGGUCACCGUGGUCAGAUCUCACCGUGGUCACCGUGGUCAGAUCUCACCGUGGUCAGGUCUCACCGUGGUCACCGUGGUCAGAUCUCACCGUGGUCACCGUGGUCAGGUCUCACCGUGGUCACCGUGGUCAGAUCUCACCGUGGUCAGGUCUCACUGUGGUCACCGUGGUCAGAUCUCACCGUGGUCAGAUCUCACCGUGGUCAGAUCUCACCGUGGUCACCGUGGUCAGAUCUCACCGUGGUCACCGUGGUCAGGUCUCACCGUGGUCACCGUGGUCAGAUCUCACCGUGGUCACCGUGGUCAGGUCUCACCGUGGUCAGAUCUCACCGUGGUCAGAUCUCACCGUGGUCACCGUGGUCAGAUCUCACCGUGGUCAGAUCUCACCGUGGUCACCGUGGUCAGGUCUCACCGUGGUCAGGUCUCACCGUGGUCAGAUCUCACCGUGGUCAGAUCUCACCGUGGUCAGGUCUCACCGUGGUCAGAUCUCACCGUGGUCACCGUGGUCAGGUCUCACCGUGGUCAGAUCUCACCGUGGUCAGAUCUCACCGUGGUCAGAUCUCACCGUGGUCACCGUGGUCAGAUCUCACCGUGGUGAUCUCACCGUGGUCACCGUGGUCAGAUCUCACCGUGGUGAUCUCACCGUGGUCACCGUGGUCAGAUCUCACCGUGGUCAGAUCUCACCGUGGUCAGAUCUCACCGUGGUCACCGUGGUCAGGUCUCACCGUGGUCAGAUCUCACCGUGGUCAGAUCUCACCGUGGUCACCGUGGUCAGAUCUCACCGUGGUGAUCUCACCGUGGUCACCGUGGUCAGAUCUCACCGUGGUGAUCUCACCGUGGUCAGAUCUCACCGUGGUCAGAUCUCACCGUGGUCACCGUGGUUAGGUCGCCAGACGUUCGACUCGUUUUUCUUCUAUGAAAAGAAACUUGAUGUUUUUAUUAUAAAUAUGAAACUGAUGUUUUGUCUUCGUUGUUUUUUUUUGACUUGUGUUCCAACAAAUACUUGAAUUUCUUAUUAAAAAAAAUAAAAAAAGAAGCUGUUUAGAGUUAAAGUAGUGAAAGAUAAAUAAAUCAAUGGACACUGGAUAAUGCUCCUCCUUCUUUUCUUUACAACUUUAUCCUGGAUGUUUUCGUGAUAAAGACCUGAAACCAGAAGAGGAAGUUUGUGAAAUGUUUGAGGACGUGGUUGUAAAUAAAGCUUUUAAAAAUCUCUGAGAAA